AUGGGUGUAGGACGUCGCAUGAAGAAGCAGGGCAUGCCCGAGCCAUUGGACGAGUCGCUCGUUACAAGGAAACGCAAGGACGCGCCAGCUGCACAGGAAGUAGAGCGCAAGAAAAGGAGCAGGACGGCGGCGAGGGAGGCAAAGGCGAAAGCAGCACCGGCUGUGAAGCCAGUCAAAAAGACCAUCGUCACCAAGACCACUAAGACUGCGAUCAACGGCAAACCUGUAAAGAAAUCUGCAAAGAAAUCUGCGCCCCAGCCUUCAGACGAUGAGGAUGACUUCUCAGACAGCGAUGAGGACGAUAUCAUGGGAAGCGAUCCCUCGGACCUCAACGUCACUGGACUGGACGCGCUCGGUAGUGCAUCAGAAGAUGACGACGAGAUCGACGACGAUGAAUUUGACUCGGACGUUGUAGACUCUGAUACCGAAGUUCGGAAAACGGCCAUGUGGUCCGACGACGAAGAUGAGGAUGAAGCUCAGGAGAAGCUCACGGCCGCAAACAUUGCUGGUCUAUCACGGAAACUCGACAUGCAAAAGGCGAUUGAAGAGGCAGAGGCUCAAGCUGAGUUGGAGGAAGCAAAUUUACAGACCAACAUUGCAGGAGAGAGGCCAAAGAUUCUUGAUGAUGAGGAUGAAGAAGGACGACCUUUGACGAAUCUCGUCACACAAGACAUCCAGCUUCUUCGUACACGCCUGAAUGACACGGUCGAUCAAGAGUAG
Plenodomus lingam JN3 is the source of this 720-nucleotide messenger RNA. The record is from RefSeq and is a predicted model, not a curated record. Lineage: Eukaryota; Fungi; Ascomycota; Dothideomycetes; Pleosporales; Leptosphaeriaceae.